This is a messenger RNA of Penicillium antarcticum, 435 nucleotides long. RefSeq lists its product as uncharacterized. The transcript is spliced from 2 exons. The record is from RefSeq and is a predicted model, not a curated record. Bases 1 to 435 code for a protein of 144 amino acids. Lineage: Eukaryota; Fungi; Ascomycota; Eurotiomycetes; Eurotiales; Aspergillaceae.
AUGGAUCUUAUCGAUCGCCAACGAGUGAUAUAUAGCGUGUAUGACCUUGGCACGCCCUUUAGGGAACUAAAGACGAACGAGGACCCUCGCCUAAACCUGAUCCCGGCGAAAAAGGCGAGGCAGACACUUCGAAAGAAAGGGACGGAGGUAUUCUUAAUGAUCACGUCGUUAGCGGCGCGGAAGGCGCUUCGACGGGUUAGACUAUCGGUUAGUCGCCCGGAGGAGGUACGAGCGAUCGUGGAGCAAGACGAACCUCCGAUCCCGACCUACGCCGAGCUAUUAACGAUUACCCGCGAGGAGUGGGACGCUAUCGAGCGCUCAGGAGUGCGCUCGGUGAAGGUAGGAGAGGGCGAGGUUACAAAUCACCUACUCGUGAAAGGUCGACGGCGAAAGAAGAAGGAUACCCGAGAAGAGACGGCGCCUAACGAAGCGUAG